AUGUAUAUAAUUAUAUAUUUAUCUGUCUACACUUAUUUCCAAGGUCAGGUAGCUGCCAACAGCUUGUAUAACGGAGAUAUUUAUAGCCUUGCGCAACGAGACACAGAACACUCCUCUUCCCACUCCCGAACACCUUUCCCCCUCCACCUCCCCAGCAAAAUGGUCUCCCAACGAGAUCGCGAACUCCUGCGCGGGGACCUGCGUGCGCGUUCCAAACUGUCAACGGCAGACCGGGAAUCCCUGCUGAAGAGCUACCUCCCCGAAGAUCUCUCCCGACCCGAACGCCGCAGACCUCACAAAACGCCCAUCCGCUCGUUCUUCAAGGCACAACUCCACCACCUCGCAUAUGCCCUGACGCAUAUCAUUUUUGGAAUCAUCGUUAGGCUCCUGCAAGCCUAUCAUGCGGUGGUGGACCGUGUCUUCGCCAUCGUCUAUCACCACCACCGCACGCCCGAGCUCAUUCGCAAAGAUGUGAGGGGAUUGAAGCGUCUCCCCCAGCAUCUGAGCACUAUUCUGACCCUGCGCAAAGAGGACGAUGCCUUGGCAGUGCUGAUGGACGAAGUGGCCGAGCUGGCAGCUUGGAGCUCUUGCGCGGGGAUCCCCCAGUUGAGCAUCUACGAGAAGACAGGCGUCUUGAAAUCAUGCAUCCCAGCCCUCCACCAAAUCAUCACAACCAAACUGGCGAGCUACUACGGCUCACCAGACCAACAGCCAAACCUGCACCUCUACGCCCCCCACCACCCAGUCCAUGGCUCAACCACCAACCCGGGCAAGAGCACUCUGACAAUGCUCCUGCUCUCCUCCACCGACGGUCGGGAAACCAUCGUCGACCUGACCAAGACUCUGGCAGAAAUGAGCCAGAACGGCAAGCUCUCCCCGGAAGAUAUCACCCCAGAGUUGGUGGACGCCGAGAUCAGCGACAUUACCACCCAACCCCUCACCGCAGGGACCGACACCGUCCUCAAGCCGGAGCCAGACCUGCUGCUCGUGUUCAGUCCCUACCUCAAGCUAGACGGGUACCCACCAUGGCAGAUCCGGCUCACAGAGAUGUAUUGCACGGGGAGUCGGUCCCACGGAGUGAAUGGGGAUGGGGAAGCCGUCGAGUACCAGGGAUACAUGCGUGGACUGUGGCAUUUCGCGGGUGCGCAGAUGCGAUUCGGAAGGUAG
Molecule: messenger RNA, 1167 nt
Organism: Penicillium salamii
Lineage: Eukaryota; Fungi; Ascomycota; Eurotiomycetes; Eurotiales; Aspergillaceae
Source: the annotation of a GenBank genome assembly